AUGGAGGUUCCAACCAAGACUUCACUGGCGGAGGUCUACCCGCAAGAGGCUCUAGAUAAACAGACGAAACGAUGGCAGACUCUUCUCAGUACUUUCCAAGACCGGUACGGCAAGCGACCUGAUUUCGUAUCUCGAAGUCCAGGUAGAGUCAACAUCAUCGGCGAGCACAUCGACUACUCCUUAUACGAGGUCAUGCCCAUGGCAGUAACAGCGGAUGUUCUCCUAGCAGUCUCCGUUCACGAAAAGGAAGAAGGACCAAGCACCAUCCGACUGACCAACAUCCACUCCCAGAAGUUUGAGAGCAGAGAGUUCGACAUCCCCAAUACUGGUGAUGUCCAUAUCGACUCGUCGACCCUGGAAUGGACCAACUACUUCAAGUCUGGACUGGUAGGCGCCACCGAGCUACUACGGGAGAAGUCCAAUGGCUUCAAGCAGAGUGUUGGCAUGGAUAUCCUCGCCGAUGGUACCGUACCUUCUGGUGGCGGUCUUUCGAGCAGUGCUGCGUUCGUGUGCGCCAGUGCCUUGGCUGUCAUGAAGGCAAACGGGGUUGAGAAGGUCGACAAGAAGGAAUUGGUUGAGAUUGCCAUUGUGUCCGAGCGAGCUGUCGGGGUCAACUCAGGCGGUAUGGACCAAUCUGCCUCCGUCUUCCCGCUGGAAGGAUCAGCAUUAUACGUCUCGUUCGUACCGGAGCUUUCCGCGAAGAACAUCGCUUUCCCAGAGAUGAAGUCGCCUUUGACGUUCGUCAUUGCACAGUCCUUCGUGGCAGCGGACAAGCACGUCACGGCGCCGGUAUGCUACAACCUCAGAGUCGUCGAAGUCACGCUCGCAGCUCUAGUCCUGGGCAACGUCUUCGGGCUCAGCAGCAUACCAUCCGACGCUGGCCCACUAGGAGUGAGCCUACGAGGCUUCCAUGACACAUACAUGCAAGAAAAAGGCGGCAUCAAAGACAACCAUGCCGUCUCCAAAGCCGACUUCCAAGACCAGCUUCAGGAUCUCAUCCAGAAAAUCGACAACUACCUCCCGCAGGAAGAAGGCUACACUCGACAACAAAUCUCCGAAAUUUUAGGCGUGAAGAUCGAAGACAUCGAGCAGAAGUACAUGAAGAAAUUCCCAAUCCGAGCGGAGCGGUUCAUGUUGCGGCAGCGGGCUAUGCAUGUCUUUGGCGAGGCGAUCAGAGUGCUGAAGUUUAACGAGCUGUUGUCGGCCCCUGCACCGCAGACGGAUGAGGAGAAUGAGAAAUUGUUGCAGGCGCUGGGGGAGCUGUUGAACGAUACGCAGGAUUCGUGUCGGGAUAUUUAUGAGAACUCCUGUCCGGAGUUGGAUGAGCUGUGUCAGUUGGCGCGGAAAGCUGGAUCGUAUGGGAGUAGGCUGACUGGGGCUGGAUGGGGCGGCUGCUCAGUACACCUGGUACCCGAGUCGAAGGUCGACAAGGUCAAGCAGUCGUGGAUCAACAACUACUACCGGAAGCACUUCCCGGACAUCACAGAAGAGAAGCUAGACGAGGCUAUAGUGGUCAGUAAGCCUGGCAGUGGAAGCGCUGUUGUGCAGAUACCAGGCUGGCAGUUUUCGUAG
Saxophila tyrrhenica is the source of this 1572-nucleotide messenger RNA. It is a transcript of the gene GAL1, whose product is annotated as galactokinase. Gene Ontology annotation, cellular component: cytosol; cytoplasm. Gene Ontology annotation, biological process: galactose metabolic process; carbohydrate phosphorylation. Lineage: Eukaryota; Fungi; Ascomycota; Dothideomycetes; Mycosphaerellales; Extremaceae. The record is from RefSeq and is a predicted model, not a curated record. The transcript has 3 exons. The coding region runs from base 1 to 1572 and encodes 523 amino acids. Gene Ontology annotation, molecular function: ATP binding; galactokinase activity.